Messenger RNA from Chelonia mydas (Green sea turtle), 3439 nucleotides. RefSeq names its product coiled-coil domain containing 28A (gene CCDC28A). NCBI's taxonomy places the organism in Eukaryota, Metazoa, Chordata, Testudines, Cheloniidae. The transcript has 6 exons. The record is from RefSeq and is a predicted model, not a curated record. Bases 321 to 836 code for a protein of 171 amino acids.
AUACGGCGUUCAGGCACAGGGCCGGCGACAGAGCUGCGCGCCGGAGGGGGGGAAGGGCUUGCAUUCCCGCUCCCACAAUGCACGGCGCGCCCACUGAAAGCAGUGUGAGGAAGCGUUGCCGUCUCACGUGACGAAGACGUCACUUCCGUAAACACUGUCGGAAACCGAUGAAGCGGGGAGCUGCGCAGAAAGUAGAACUGGAAAGCACCUGGGGUCUCACGUGACGAACGCGUCACUUCCGUAAACACUCUAGGAAACUGAUGAAACGGGAAGCUGUGCAGAUAAGAAAUUAGUCUGAGCGCAAUAGUUAACCAGCGGAAAUGGAAGAAAGGAAAAUCAAGAGGAGGAGCCCCAAAUCAUCCAGUAGUCACCUGACUCAGGUUGCUAAUGCCAAGAAAAAUUCUGUGCCAGUCAGUAAAAGUACAGCAUUUUCAAAUCCUGCACCACAAACAAAUUCACAAAAACCAAAGUUAAAAAGAGGAAUAAAAGAAAAAGCCAAACCUCCAGGAGGGGAAGGAAAAGGGGCACAGGCAGCUCCAAUACAGCACUCUUUUCUCACAGAUGUAUCAGAUGUUCAGGAGAUGGAGAGGGGACUUCUGAGCCUUCUAAAUGAUUUUCACUCUGGCAAACUUCAGGCAUUCGGAAAUGAGUGUUCCAUAGAACAGAUGGAACAUGUGCGGGGGAUGCAGGAGAAGCUAGCUCGCUUGAAUUUGGAACUCUAUGGAGAGUUGGAAGAACUUCCUGAAGAUAAAAGAAAACUUGCCAGUGACUCCAAUUUGGAUAGGCUACUAUCAGAUCUGGAAGAACUGAAUUCUUCUAUGUAUCCUUUUUAUUAAAUGUCAUUUUUUGGUAAACAUUUUUGUAAUAAAGAGUUGAUCAAAAACCAAAAUUAUACUAUUAAAUUUCCAGAAAAUACAUUUUACAGAUGUUCUGUAGCUCAGGAGAGUUCAAAGGAUUUUAACAGUGCUCCUUUUUGAAAUUCAGGGCUGUAGUAUGUCAUGUUUUCAGAUCCUUCUAGCUUACAGAUGGCUUUCGUGUGACACUCAAACUGUAGGUUGCUGUAGAUCUAAACAAAGCUUUGUGCAUAGGCUGUUUCUUUAAAGAUUUCUUCAUUAACUGUUUGUUUGAAACUUUGAAAGGAAAAGGUACGUCAGACAGAGAUAUCUAAAAUUGUCAUAGCUGAAGUACAAAAUUUUAGACUGGACAUGUUGAGAAAAAAGACUGUUUAGCCAGUUGAGUGCAAACCUUGAUAUAUACUACCCACUUUGGCUAGGAACUUUGGAGCAACCACGCCUAAUAAUAUGCCUCCUAAAGUGUUCAGGAGUGGAGUUCUGUCCUGCUGCUGCUAGGGCAAAAAAAUUCUAAUACUCUUCAGUUUUCCACAACACUUUGUGUGCAAGUUUUCUCCUUUGACAGGAGCCCUAAAAACUUAGAACAUAGAUCACUGAAAUAUGCAAAAUUCAGAACUGCAGCAUUACCGUUAAAUGCCUAAGUAUUAGCAACUGCAAGUAACCAGCUGAAUAACUUACAUUUAUAUUUUUGUAUACAUUACCUUAAGUUGUCAUUUCCAUUCUUGUAAGCCUCCUAACCAUUGCCGAAGGAUGGUCCAGUGGUUAGGGCACCAGCCUGGGACUUGAGACACACUGUUUAAUUCCCUGCUGUGAUACCUACUUCCUGUGUGAAAGUCACUUAAUCUUCUGUGCCUCACUUCCCUGUCUGUAAAAUGGGGAUGAUAGUGUUCCCCUACCUUGCAGGGGUGUUGUGAACAUAAAUAUAUCUAGGAGUAUAAAGUGCUCAGAAACAACAAUAACAAGGACCAUAGAAGUAGAUGAGAUAGAUAAGAACUUUCCAAAAUGUUUCACCAAGCCAGAGGCCAAGUGUAAAAUAUUUCAGUCCCAAAGGUGUAUGUUUCGGAAUUUGAGUAGGGUUUAUUGGAAACUCUUGUGCAACCUUGCUGAUAUUAAGUGAAAUCAGCCCCUGCUAUAAAACAUUUACUAUGUUACAGCAUUUACAGAAAUUCAUGGCAUAACUGUUCUCGCCCUUGUCAGAAAAAGUGGUUCUAAAAUGUCUGUGCUUAAUUGAGCUCUAAUUAUGUAAGCAACUGAUCUGAGUUAGCACCUUUUAAUAUAAGGAUAGUAUUCUAAUGAGGAUUUCAGAUGUCUUCAAAUUAAUAGUGAAUGGUCUGUAUUCUAAGAGACUUGUUUAAUAUAUUUUCUUAUGUAAACGCACAGGACCAGGGCUGUGCCCUUCUAAAUACCUGCACACCUCCAUUCUUUCAAUCUUCCCAUUUAAGAUUUGUUAAUAGUCUCUAAAUUUAAACUUAUUUUUUUAGGCAAGGAAAAUAUUAAAUAUGUAUUUCAUUUUUACUGUUUGCAUUUUAUUGAAAAUAUUUGGAUCAGGCUAUUUUGUAAUUGCAAUAAAACAGAAGAGGAUUAAUUUAUUUUUAAAUUGGUAACAAUGUGCUUAGCACUAAGAUGACUUGUGAUACUGUUUUUUUCCUCUGGCAUGUAAACUUUGACCUUGUGUAUAAUUGCAUCCAGUGUGUAUUGAUAUUCCAGCAUGUCAGGCCAUGUGUAAUAUUUUGUUCUUUUCUGUCCUUUCAAAUCUAUCAUACUCUACAAACAUUAAAUACCGGUAUAAUACAGAUAUUCAUAAGGUAAAUUAUCUCUUGUGUUAUCAUAUGAAAACUUAAUUUCUUAACUCUUUGUUCCAGACAAAAACUUCAUUUAGCAGAUGCACAAGAUAUCCCAAAUACCUCCACCAGCUAAAAGUGUAGGUUUUUUUGAUUUAGAGACCUCUCGAAGAAGUCAUGUCUUUAUUUUUCCAAUGGAAUCUAGAGUCUUACUUAUUUUCCACAACAAAGAAUUAAAGUGCAAAUGCAAGUGAUUAUUUUCACACAUUCCUGUUAGCAGAUUUGAGCACUGCGAUAUAUCAGGGUUGGAAUCUAUUGCUCUAACUGCAAUGGUGUGUUGCUAUGCUUUGUUUUAUUGCCUUAUUUAAUAUAAAAGUGUUUGGGGAAAACUUGAAAGUACAUGCUCAGUGUUGUUCAUAUGUCUGUUGGAUUUAUAUAUGUACAUUACUCCAAUUUUGACAAAGAUAACAGUGAAGGUUUUUUGUAGGUGCCUUCCUGCCUAGUAUGUAGACAAUCUGCACACUCUUUAGUGUGUUUGCCAUUAAAUGAGUGCUUAUUAAUUUAUUUAAAAAUAUGCCAUACGCUAUGUUAAAAAGUGUAGCAUCUGUUUAAUUAUGGUCAGAGAAAGAGCUCUUGUAUGAUCAGAAUUUUUAGUCAGUUUUUUCUCUUGCUCUGUCAGCCACUUUAAAAUUUCACCCAGUUAGAAUUGGAAUACUUACUGGCAGUCCAUGUCAUUUGGUUUUGGCAAUUUUGAAUUCUCAGCAAUACUUAAACAGUGUCACUCCAUAAUAAAUCCAUUCUACACUA